AUGACCAAAGUUGAUCAGAAAGUCGCGCUGAUCGUGAUCGAUGGCUGGGGAGUUCCGGGCCCCAACUCUCCUUCCAACGGCGAUGCAAUCGCAGCAGCCGAAACCCCGGUGAUGUCUUCGUUCGCCGACCCCAAAGCUGGAACCGCUCAGGGAUACACUGAACUUGAGGCAUCCUCCCUCGCUGUCGGCCUUCCCGAGGGCUUGAUGGGAAACAGUGAGGUCGGCCAUCUGAACAUCGGGGCCGGCCGUGUCGUAUGGCAAGAUGUUGUCCGCAUUGACCAGACGCUGAAAAAGGGGGAGUUGAACCAAAUCUCGAACAUUGUCGACUCUUUCAAACGAGCAAAGGAUGGGAAUGGCAGACUGCACCUCCUCGGUUUAGUAUCCGAUGGCGGUGUCCAUUCUCAUAUCAACCAUCUAUUUGGACUGUUGCAAGUCGCCAAGGAGUUGCAGGUUCCAAAGGUGUAUAUCCACUUCUUCGGGGACGGGAGAGACACAGAUCCUAAAAGCGGAGCUGGCCACAUGCAAGCCCUGUUGGACAAAAUGAAGGAACUCGGCGUCGGUGAGUUGGCUACCGUGGUUGGCCGGUACUUUGUCAUGGAUCGCGACAAGAGAUGGGAUCGCGUCGAGGUUGGCAUGAAAGGUAUUGUUCUAGGGGAAGGAGAGGCGAGCAGUGACCCAGUCAAAACAAUCAAAGAAAGGUAUGCCAAUGGUGAAACCGAUGAGUUCCUAAAGCCAAUUAUUGUUGGAGGCGACGAGAGAAGAGUAAAAGACAACGACACUCUUUUCUUCUUCAACUACCGCUCUGAUCGUGUGCGAGAGGUCACCCAGCUCUUGGGAGAUUAUGAUCGUUCCCCAAAGCCUGAUUUCCCCUAUCCCCAAAAUAUCUCCAUUACCACCAUGACUCAGUACAAAACGGACUACACUUUCCCGGUUGCAUUCCCUCCUCAGCAUAUGGGUAACGUCCUGGCUGAAUGGCUUAGUGUCAAGGGACUCAAGCAAUGUCACAUUGCCGAGACCGAAAAAUAUGCCCAUGUGACAUUCUUCUUCAACGGAGGCAUCGAGAAGCAGUUUGAUGGAGAAGUCCGCGACUUGAUACCAUCACCCAAGGUUGCAACUUAUGAUUUGGAUCCAAAAAUGAGCGCGGCCCCCGUAGGAGAGAAGAUGGCUGAGAGGAUCGCGGAGAAGAAAUAUGAUUUGGUGAUGAACAACUUUGCGCCGCCGGACAUGGUCGGCCAUACUGGCGUGUACGAGGCAGCUAUCCAAGGUGUUGCCGCAACAGACAAAGCCAUUGGAAGAAUCUUCGAAGCCUGCAAGGAGAAUGGGUACAUUCUUUUCAUCACAGCUGACCAUGGGAACGCCGAAGAGAUGAAAAACAGCGAUGGCUCUCCAAAAACAUCCCACACCACAAACAAGGUUCCUUUCGUCAUGGCCAAUGCUCCUGAGGGCUGGAGUCUGAAAGAAAGAGACGGCAUUUUGGGCGAUGUUGCACCAACCAUCCUAGACGUCAUGGGUAUCGAACAGCCCAAGGAAAUGAGCGGAAGUAGCUUGCUGAUCCGCAAGUAA
Molecule: messenger RNA, 1563 nt
Organism: Uncinocarpus reesii 1704
Lineage: Eukaryota; Fungi; Ascomycota; Eurotiomycetes; Onygenales; Onygenaceae
Product: 2,3-bisphosphoglycerate-independent phosphoglycerate mutase
Exons: 4
Coding region: 1-1563 (520 amino acids)
Biological process (GO): glucose catabolic process
Cellular component (GO): cytoplasm
Molecular function (GO): manganese ion binding
Source: RefSeq, a predicted model, not a curated record